Messenger RNA from Amaranthus tricolor (Joseph's coat), 4393 nucleotides. RefSeq names its product starch synthase 3, chloroplastic/amyloplastic. Bases 382 to 4158 code for a protein of 1258 amino acids. The transcript is spliced from 16 exons. Lineage: Eukaryota; Viridiplantae; Streptophyta; Magnoliopsida; Caryophyllales; Amaranthaceae. Gene Ontology annotation, molecular function: starch binding; alpha-1,4-glucan glucosyltransferase (UDP-glucose donor) activity. The record is from RefSeq and is a predicted model, not a curated record.
GCAGAAUAAUUAACGGUGGAAAAUGAUGAAACACCCAAGUAUGCAAAAGAAUACCCCCCAAGAUAAAACUCUCCAACAUAUGGCUCAAAUUCUUAGGCCAUGACUGAUAAUUCCACUCAGCAAGAGAAUACAAUGGUUUUACUACUAGCCAAAUUUUGCCUGUCUUCUUAUCUUGAUAUUUUUCCAUUUGUUAUUAUUAUUUAGUUUGUCAAUAAAAAAAGUAUAUAAAUAAUAAAUCAAUCAAAUUUAUUAUAAUAAAUACUUUCCAAUUUUUAAUUUUAUUUUAUUUACAAAAUUCAAUGAAUGAACACUAAUUAGAGGUGGGUAUUGGAGUUUUUAAUGCAAAGGAAGAAACUUUAAGAAAGCAAGCAAAGAGCAGCCAUGGAUGUUCCUUUACAAACUCAAAGACCAAAUCUUUGGUGUAGACAAAGUUUUAGGCAAAAUGCCCAAUUGAAUUUUAGACCAUUUACUGGGUUUUUCCCUUUUAAAUCAUCUACUAGAUUCUCUCAAUUUUAUUCUAGGAACCUCGAGUAUUCAAGGAAUGGGUUUUUCCGUCCAUGUUCUGCUACCGGUGAUUUUUCGAAGAAGAAACAAAAAAGAUGGUCUACAUCAAGGUCUAAAAGUCCAGCUCCAAAAGGAUUCGUUCCAAAGGCUCCAGUUGGAACUAGCUCGCAGAAGAGGGAUCAAAGGAAUGAAGAAGACAGCAGCAGUUCAGUUUCUUCAUCUCCCGAGCUUAGUAGGAGAGAAUCUGAUGUAGGAAUUAGUAGUGGCAAGGAAAGUGAGCGAUUAGAAGCUCCUCGAGUAAAUAAGUUCGAACAACGAGAGGAUGCAACUAAUGGGAAAGUUGGAAAUGUAUCUGCAGCUAACGAAGCAGUCGUUGCUAGCGCAAAUCCAAUCAAGGAGAUAGAAAAUUCUAGUGGGUCUAUCGGAAAAGAGAAAACUAGUGAGAAUUUAGACGAUGAUCAAGAAACUUCCACUGAAAAUGAAAUAGUGGUUUCUGAUACGAUAAUCAGUGAUGAGAAAGAGAGUGACGAAUCAAAGGUAAUUGAGGAUUUAUCUUUGGAAAAUCAGCAAAGCAAUGAAGAAAAUUUUGUGGGUGAUACGAAAGUGUUGCUAUCGGAGAAAGGGGUUUCCGAUAUAACCCCAUUUGAGAAAAAGGUGAUGGAUUUAGUUAAUGUUCAGGAGAAUCUAUCUAUGACGAGCUACGAAACCGUUGAGUCUGACACGAAUGUUACUGAAACCGAAACACUGGGGAUCGGAAAUGCCCCUGAAAUUUUAGAUAGUACAGUAGCUGAUGAUGAUAAUGUUGUGGAAACGGAGGAGUUGUGUUCUGAUAUGAGAGGUACUGUGUCGACUUACGAGAAGGAAUUGGAAGAGUCUUUGCGGAAAUUGGAGAUGGAGAAAAAAGCACUCGUACGGAAACAAGUGAUCGAGGAAAUGGCUGAGGAGAAUUUAUCCAGUGGGAACAAAAUCUUUAUUUAUCCUAGGUCAGCAAAGCCGGAUCAAGAUAUCGAGCUGUUCAUCAAUCGGAGUCUUUCGACUCUUAAAGAUGAGCCCGAUGUGCUCGUCAUGGGCGCAUUUAAUGACUGGCGGUGGAAAUCAUUUACCACAAGACUUCAAAAGACGAAUCUCAAAGGCGACUGGUGGUCCUGUCAGAUUCAUGUUCCUAAGGAAGCAUAUAAGAUAGAUUUUGUAUUUUUUAACGGGCGAGAUGUUUAUGACAAUAAUGGGAAGAAAGAUUUCCACAUAGCUGUGGAAGGGGGUAUGGAUGCGUACAUUUUCGAGGAUUUUUUGCUCGAGGAGAAACGUAAGGAACAAGAGAAGGUGGCAGCAUUGGAAGCUGAGAGACAAAGACAAGCUGAGGAGCAGAGACGAAGGGAGGAAGAGAGAGCUGCAAGCGAAGCUGAUCGAGCGCAAGCAAAGGUAGAAGUGGAGAAACGAAGAGGAAAGUUGAAAGAAUUGAUGGGUAAAGCUGUUUCGUCCCUGGAAAAUGUCUGGUUUUUCGAACCUCGAGAGUUUAAAGAUGGUGAUUUGGUGCGUUUGUAUUAUAACAAGAGCUCUGGUCCACUCGUUCAUGCCAAGGAUGUUUGGAUUCAUGGGGGUCAUAAUAGUUGGAGUCAUGGGCUCUCAGUUGUUGCUCAACUGGUGAAAUCUGAGGAGAAAGGUGGUGACUGGUGGUAUGCUGAAGUUGUUGUUCCUGAUCAAGCGGUUGUCUUGGACUGGGUUUUUGCUGAUGGUGCACCAAAGAAUGCUUCCAUCUAUGAUAACAACAAGCGCCAGGAUUUUCAUGCUAUUGUUCCCUUGGCUGUGCCUGAUGAACUCUUUUGGGUUGAGGAAGAACUGCGUAUUUACCAGAAUCUUCAGGAGGAAAGGAGAUUAAAAGAGCAGGCAGCACGUGCCAAGGCUGAGAAAACAGCUCGCAUGAAAGCUGAAACAAAAGAAAAAACUUUGAAGAAAUUCUUGCAGUCUCAAAGGCACAUUGUUUACACUGAUCCCGUAGAUGUACAAGCGGGACGAGAUGUUACCGUGCAUUACAACCCUUCUAACACUAUUUUGCAUGGGAAACAAGAUGUUUGGUUUAGAGGUUCCUUUAAUCGAUGGACUCAUCGCAGAGGCCCAUUGCCUCCUCGGAAAAUGUUACCUGCCGAGAAUGGUUCUCAUGUCCAAACAACUGUCAAGGUGCCAUUGGAUGCAUACAUGAUGGAUUUUGUUUUCUCUGAGCGGGAGGAUGGUGGAGUUUUUGACAAUAGAAAUGGUAUGGAUUACCAUGUACCAGUCUUCGGUGGGAUAGCCAAAGAGCCUCCUUUGCAUAUCGUCCAUAUAGCGGUUGAAAUGGCCCCUAUAGCUAAGGUGGGUGGUCUUGGAGAUGUUGUAACUAGCUUGUCACGUGCUGUUCAAGAUUUGAACCAUCAUGUUGAUGUAGUUCUUCCAAAGUACGAUUGCUUGAACCUUAACCAUGUGAAGGACUUCCAUUACGCAAAGAGUUAUUCAUGGGGUGGUACCGAGAUAAAAGUUUGGUUCGGGAAGGUUGAAGGACUUUCUGUUCACUUUUUGGAGCCGUUGAACGGAUUAUUCCGUACCGGUUCUGUCUAUAUUGGUAGAAAUGAUGGUGAGAGGUUUGGCUUCUUUUGUCACGCUGCACUUGAGUAUCUCCUCCAAAGUGGAUUCCAUCCUGAUAUAAUUCAUUGCCACGAUUGGUCAAGUGCUCCAGUGGCAUGGCUUUACAAAGAGCAUUAUGGACAGUAUGGUCUUACUAAUGCUCGUGUUGUUUUCACUAUUCAUAAUCUUGAAUUUGGGGCAUAUUUCAUUGGAAGAGCGAUGGCAUUUGCGGACAAGGCUACAACUGUUUCCUAUACGUAUUCAAAGGAGGUUGCUGGAAAUCCUGCAAUUGCUCCUCACCUGUACAAAUUCCAUGGUAUAUUGAAUGGGAUUGAUCCGGACAUAUGGGAUCCUUUUAAUGAUAAGUUCAUUCCUGUAUCUUACACAUCAGAAAAUGUUGUAGAAGGAAAACGAGCGGCCAAGGAAGCCUUACAACAAAGGCUUAACAUAAAGAAAGGUGAUUUCCCGGUUGUCGGAAUAAUUACUCGCUUAACUCAUCAGAAAGGCAUUCAUCUCAUCAAGCAUGCUAUUUGGCGCACCAUAGAGCGUGGUGGACAAGUUGUUCUGCUGGGUUCUGCUCCGGACCCGCGCAUACAGCAAGAAUUUGUUGAUCUGGCAAAUCAGUUGCAUAAUAUGCAUCAUGACCGUGCUCGCCUUUGUUUGACUUACGAUGAACCUCUUUCACAUUUGAUUUACGCUGGCUCAGAUUUGAUUCUCGUCCCCUCAAUAUUUGAACCAUGUGGCCUUACGCAGCUUGUUGCUAUGAGAUAUGGUUCAAUUCCCGUUGUUCGUAAAACAGGAGGACUUUACGAUACUGUAUUUGAUGUUGAUCAUGACAUAGAGAGAGCAAAAGCGCAGGGUUUGGAACCGAAUGGAUUCAAUUUUGAGGGAGCUGAUCCUGCAGGUGUCGAUUACGCUCUUAAUAGGGCGAUAUCAUCUUGGUACGAUGGAAGGGAGUGGUUCAACGGAUUACAAAAGCUCGUGAUGGAACAAGACUGGUCUUGGAAUCGACCAGCCCUCGAGUAUAUGGAGCUUUAUCACGCGGCACGCAAGCAAUGAGGAGGUCAAUAUCUCUUAGGCAAACAAGUUUAGAAAACACAGAUAUCUACAGAUUGUACAGGCUCAGUAAUUUAUUUGCUGAUAAGUUUUUGUGAACUCAAGCUUAGUCUUGAAUUUGAUAUCAUAUUCAUGGAUCAUAAUAAUGUGAAAUACCAAAGUGUUUGGUAUACACUUUAUAAUUAUUAUACAAUAAAUGGAACAGUUCUUCAUUAUCAAUAAAAAUGAUUCAUUUUUU